CUAGCCAAGUUCCCAUACUGUAUGUAUACUGUGGUGGAGGAAUGGCAAUCUGGCAACUGGCAUUAGGAAAACAACCUACUUUUACAAGCAAUAAGAAACGUUUUCUAUCUGUAUAAUAAUAAUUCAUUAUUUAUUUACUUUGCAGUAUUAAUAAUUAAACGAAAGUAUACUGUUUAUUUCUUUUAUACCAAAUGGAUAAAGAGAUGGCGACAAUUGAUGUUGAACAGGAGGUCAAUAGCAGCCACCAAGAACCAGCGCCAGAGUGCAGCACUGUUCACUCUCCAACCAAUGAUGAUGAUGAUGAUGAUGAUGGGCGACAACAUUUAGGCAAUUUUUGUCAAAUAAUCAUCAAAGAGGAAUAUGGGCCGGUGCCUGGACGCAAAUCAAUUGUCUCGUGGGUGAACACAUUCAGGGAGAAUUCACAUUCAGUCGCUCAUGUGGGCAUAUCAUCCGCAGUAAAAAAAGGAAGUGCAGAAAAAACCGGUGCAGGAGGUCAUUAG
Nilaparvata lugens (brown planthopper) is the source of this 500-nucleotide messenger RNA. RefSeq lists its product as uncharacterized. The transcript has 3 exons. Bases 192 to 500 code for a protein of 102 amino acids. The record is from RefSeq and is a predicted model, not a curated record. NCBI's taxonomy places the organism in Eukaryota, Metazoa, Arthropoda, Insecta, Hemiptera, Delphacidae.